Messenger RNA from Kazachstania africana CBS 2517, 621 nucleotides. RefSeq lists its product as uncharacterized. The transcript has a single exon. NCBI's taxonomy places the organism in Eukaryota, Fungi, Ascomycota, Saccharomycetes, Saccharomycetales, Saccharomycetaceae. Bases 1 to 621 code for a protein of 206 amino acids. The record is from RefSeq and is a predicted model, not a curated record.
AUGCCUACCUACACUUUCCCCUCCUCUACACAAAGCUCAACUUUAUCUAUAGUUGGUUCAUCGAGUGAAGCAAGCUCCUCAGGGAUAAUAAGUUCAUCAAGUGAAAUGAUGUCUUCCAGCGCCAUAACCUCCUCUGAUAAUCCAGAAACAUCAUCUGUGAUCAGCUCCUUACCUGAUUACACCACUACUAUCACUUCUGGCUCUUCCACUGUCACCGCAGUUGUUUCCGAAUACACUACGACUGACUCUGCUGGUAGUAUGUACACUGCUACCUCAACCCCUCCUGUCAACAUGGAGCCUGCAUAUGGCAGUAGUACGAUCGGUGGUAGAUUGAGCACUAGUAUCAACACUAUGCCAAAUUUGAGUGGUUCCUCGAUAUCUUUACCGGCAACGACUAGUACUAGAGCGAUUGGUGGAGAUGUUCUAGAAGCACUAAAUUCUGCGUCUGCUUCUCCUUCUACUGCCUUACAAUCUGGAAAUCCUGUUGAGACUUCGACUGGCUUGCAAUUUGCAACUAGCGCUAGUGUUAUUGGCUAUGAAGCUGGUUCCGCGUCUGUGAGCAUAAAGGGCUCAGUAAAGCUUUUGUUCAGCUCUUUAAUGAUUUUAACCAUUGUAUUCUAA